UGAGAGUUGAAAUACUUUAUUGGAGUUAACGAUGAGUUCCAGUCCACCUUUCCUUGCUCCGUUCACACUUCAUCAGCGGGAUCAGGUGUGUUUAGCUAAUCAAGCGUCUUUCAGGUGGAACAUUCAGUGCAGUGUUGGGCCAGCAAAUGGCACCACUGGCCAAAGCUACUCAUAGUGAGUGUGCGCGUGUUUUUAGUGCUUGGGAGUUCGCAUCUCAUCAGGGGUCCGUCAGCUCAAACGGGCAUUUCUGUCCCAUUUCCUCAGAGAAAAAAGCGUCCUUGAGUUUGUCGCCGCCUGGUGGCCACAUGUGUGAACUACACCGUGAGCGGAGAGAGAGAGAGAGAGAGAGAGAGAGAGAGAGAGAGACUGAAGGCUCACGGAGCUCAAGAGCAUGUCGCCUCCUGUUGCUGCGCCUCACUGUGGGAUCUGUUGUCGACCUUUCAGACCGUUCACAUGAACGCAGAAAGCUUUUUUUUUUAACGCGUUCGCUCGCUAUGUUCGACCCGGAGGUUUGGCGGAGUGAGCCAGCGCAGCGUCUGCUCUGAGUCCGGAGAGGGGAACCGGGCUUGUGAUUGAGGGGAUUUUCUGUAUUGUUUUUUGACACAACUUGGCAGACUUGGCGUUUGCUGCUGCUGGAGCUGUUUGUUUGCAGAGAAAGUGUGAAACAAGUGUCAGGAAGAGAGCAACAGAUGUUUUCGGUGGAAAUGCGGCCGUCUAAAGAAUGAGAGCAGCAGCGAGGCACCGGCGGCCCUUCCAGCGGUUCUGCUGCUGUGGAGUCGGGCUGGUCGCCGUCAUUUGGCUCGCACAGGUCAUCCAGGCACCAGAGACAGAUUCUGGGUUUCGGCCAGGCGUGAACGGUGGGGAGCUGCGAUGGACUCGCCGGCUGAUGGAGGAGAAGUCGGACAACCAGAGCGUGGAUCAGCCUCGAGCAGCCAUCCACGAGUUUCCAGAGGACAUCUUUACCAAGGAGCAGAGGAAGGACGGGGCUGUUUGUCUGCAUGCACUCUGUGCCAUCUACAUGUUCUACGCUCUGGCCAUCGUCUGUGACGACUACUUUGUCCCUUCCCUUGAGAAAAUAUCCGAGAACUUGCAGCUCAGUGAAGAUGUGGCUGGGGCGACAUUCAUGGCGGCAGGCAGCUCUGCGCCGGAGCUUUUUACCUCUCUCAUUGGUGUUUUCAUCACCAAAGGAGACGUUGGAGUCGGCACAAUUGUUGGCUCUGCCGUCUUCAACAUCCUGGUGAUCAUUGGCCUGUGUGGGAUCUUUGCAGGCCAGACGGUGGUCUUGACGUGGUGGUCGCUUUUUCGAGAUUCCUCCUACUACAUCCUCUCUGUACUAGCUCUCAUCAUGGUUAUCUAUGAUGCCACAGUUGUCUGGUGGGAGUCGCUGCUCCUCAUGACUAUGUAUGGCAUCUACAUUAUAAUCAUGAAGUUCAACUCCCAGCUUCUGGCGUUUGUGACCCGUCAGCUCAGGAGCUCCGGGCCGUGCUGCCUCGGAUCAGAGAAUCACACGGACAACAAGAUGGGAGAGGAGGGCUCUGCUUGCAACACCUCCCUGGUGCUUCUUAACAAAGGCCAAGCCAAUGGUCAGGAGGCGCCUCCGGUCAUCAUGGUGGAUGAGCUUCUCAUCCUCAACCCCCACAAGCUGUCCUUCUCUGACGCUGGCCUGCGUAUCAUGAUUACCCCCCACUUCUCUCCCCGCACCAGGCUCUCCAUGGCAGGACGCAUGCUCAUCAGUGAGAGACAGAGGCUGAUCCAGAGCUCGAAGAAUCAGCGGGAUGGCGAGGCCGGCCCGGGGUCACGAGGGGCAUCGACCAAUAACAGCCUGAAGAGGACGGGCUCCUGCAGUCUGGAGAACGGAGGCAGUAGACCUGAGAUAGGAGACGCAGAGCCAGGAGACAAGCCUGGAGUCGAGGUGGGCCCGACAGAGGAAGAGGAGGGGGACGACGAUGGGAUUUUCAGCCCUGUGCGCAUACCAGGUAGCUGCUGUGCGCGGGUGAGGUGGGUGAUCAAGUGGCCUCUGGGCCUCGUGCUCUACUGCACUGUGCCUAAUUGUAUUCUGCCACGCUGGCACCGCUGGUUCAUGGUCACCUUUGCGGCCUCGACCCUGUGGAUCGCUAUCUUCUCCUACCUCAUGGUGUGGAUGGUCACGAUUAUUAGUUUCACACUCGACAUCCCAGACUACAUCAUGGGUAUAACCUUCCUGGCAGCAGGGACCAGUGUGCCAGACUGCAUGGCAAGUCUGAUUGUAGCUCGACAAGGCAUGGGGGACAUGGCGGUGUCUAACUCCAUAGGCAGCAAUAUCUUUGACAUCCUGCUGGGUUUGGGUUUCCCCUGGGCUUUGCGUACCCUUGUGGUGGAGCACGGAUCAUCAGUCUCCAUAAAUAAUAAAGGACUUGUGUAUUCUGUCGUCCUGCUGCUGGCAUCCGUGUUUCUGACGGUGAUGUGUGUUCAUCUGAACCACUGGAGGCUGGAUCGCCGGCUGGGUCUGGGUCUGUUGUUUCUCUAUACCAUCUUCCUGCUCUGCUCCAUCCUCUUCGGGCAGAUGUGAGGCCUUAAGGGUCAAAAGACAACCCUGUAGGACAACAUGAUGAGUACCUACCUUUCUACCACACGUCCUCUUUCCUGAAGCCAAAAAAAAGAGCGACAGCAUUGUUGUGUUCCUUGUGAGAGUUUCUGUGCACCUCUGUAGGACUCACUAGGGCAGUACUGUACACAUGCAACUACACAAACACACACUAAUGUCUUUUAUCAAUAGCACAAUUUUUCUUUCUUUUUGUACAGUGCAGCGUCUUUGAAGUAUCAAAUUUGGUGACUUACCAAAAUAUUUAAUGACAUGGCAGAUGGAAGUAGUAGGCUUGUGGGCCUUUAAUAACAAUAUGAAACAGGAAGUGACCCCAACAUAAAAACUAAAAAAAUAUCACGAAUAAUUGGUAAUAGUUUUUUAAAUGAAUGCGUCAUCACUAUUUCCUGUUUCUUUAAUCUGCCAUGUCAUGCUUGGAUCUAUUGUUCAAGAUUUAAAAAAAAAAAAAACUUAGCAGAUAAAAAUUGUCUGUUGGAAUUAGAUUUGAACGCCCUUGUAUGUUUUGAAUGUACAACCUGUACCAUAAGUGUGGAGAUAUUUACAUGCAUUCAAAUGUAGCAGGCGGCACUGAAUUACAGCAAAGACCCUCUGAACAGAUGGUGAGGUACUUUACUAUUACAAUAAAGGACAUGUAUGUGUCUGUAGACUUUUAGAAAAUGCACAUUAUUGUGACAAUAUUUUGCCUAACUACUUAUAAGCAAGUAUUGGUACAGCUUAAUGUACGUAAAGAGAUUAAUUUAGUGUUACAGUAUUUCUAGAAUAAUAUAUAAUGUACGGCGAUGAGUGUCGCAAUCUUUGAUGACUUUGAUUGCAGGUUAGUUGUAAUAUGUCACGUUUAGGUACGACAAUCGAUGUUUGUAUUGUACAUUUUAUGAGAUUAUUUAACUUUGGUGGAACAUUUUUACUCGGAUCAGGACAGAAGCAUCACAUUAUAUACUCGCACAUGCACAUACUGGAUCCGUUUGUGUGUGGCAUCGCAAUAAUGCUGUAUAUUCUAUGUACAUGCUGCUCCACUCUCCUUUUUAUAAGAUCAUUCAGAAAGCACAACAAUUUGGACACAUUCAGAUAAUUAGAUGAAUUCAAGAAUAAAUGUUCCACCAAAAGGAACUGGGCAAUUUGUUUUUGUCUUUUUUCCAAAUGGCUGUAUUAUUAUUAUUAUUAUUAAUAUUAUUGUCAUUGUCUACCUGACAACACUUUUUACUGUUUGUAAAUGUUGAAUAAUUAACAUAGUUUUACAAUAAUAAAUGUCCGACAGAGACUAGUUUUGUGACGUUUUUGAUAUUUUUAAAAGAAAAUACAUAUGUAAGCCUACUUGUGAAUUAUUGUAACGGGAUGAAUGCAUAUGUUGUCAGUUUGUUUAGUGGAAUAUGAAGGCUGUUCUAUCAGACUAGCACUUGCUAUGAAUUCAAUUGCAGUUGUCUUAAAAUCUUUAAAGCACUAAAAUCUCUUAUUUCAGUAUUGAUUCAUUGACGACCUUAAUUCAUGCAAGGGAAGACAGAAAAUUAAGCUCCGUUUACAGGUUUAAAUUGAGUUUAAAAGAACAACAAAAUAUUUUUUUGAAUUUUUUGAAAGAAUGGCUAGAAUAGAAGAAAUAGCACUUAGUUUAAAUGACAGUAAGUAUUCAUCCCUUGUCCCUCUAAAUUGUCCCCACAUAAUCUGUCAUAAUUUAGGUUUACAUAAUUUUUCCAUCUUUCAGUUACGGUUCAAAAGUAUAGUUUCAUUUAAACAUAUUUGAUCAGAUCUGCUCAAAUGUCGUGCCAAAAGGUUUUGUACUAGAUGCAUCUUAAUGGGGUUUUACUGCGACGGAUGUUAAAAUGUUUCAGCCUAAAGAAAUGUGAUAAUUAUCUGAUAAAUGCCUGUAUCCUAAACAUAAAAGCUACACUUUGACACUUGUGGGUAACUUUUUUUCCAUGCCUAUACUGCUUGUCCAGAAAAAAAGGCUGAAACUAUUAGUUGUUUAGUUGAUCAGUAGAAAAUAAAUCAAUAACUAAUCUGUCAAUCAGUUAAUUGUUUGAAUCUUUGAUCAUGCAAAUGUGUAAUUUGCAGCUCCUCGUAUGUGAGGAUUUGCUCAUUAGAAAGGCUGACAAUGAUGGAAAACAUUUUUUUCUUCCCGCUCUUAAUUUAGCACUGUUUUGCAUUUGUGAGAGAAUGCCAUUCUGAUGUAGAGACUGUCUCUGCAUGCCCUCACUACCUUCAUCCUUGUUAAGCAUCCACAACCAUCAUUAACUAAUUGUGUUUUUCCAGGAAAUGAUUUACAGCAGCUUGUGAUGCUAAUUUGUGCUUUCACUCCGCUGUCGGUAGUCUCUUCUGUUAACUCAUGUAUUCAGAUCUACUAAUAAUCUCAAUAUGCUAGUGAUUGCUACUGAGAGGCACAACAGCACCAAGCAGACGGUUGAACUCCAGAACUUGUUGUGGUUUCACAACGCAUUCAAAGAAUGUUAUCUUUAUCCUGCUCUGAUGUUAGGAGCUAGUGGCUCUUUUAGAGUUGAAAUGUAUUGCUUAGAGGUCGUAUUGGAUCAUAGAAGACUGUUGUAUCUUGAGACCAAUAAAUAACGUGCAAUAACAA
Messenger RNA from Anarrhichthys ocellatus (wolf-eel), 5147 nucleotides. RefSeq names its product sodium/potassium/calcium exchanger 3. Gene Ontology annotation, biological process: intracellular calcium ion homeostasis; calcium ion transmembrane transport. The record is from RefSeq and is a predicted model, not a curated record. The transcript is spliced from 17 exons. Gene Ontology annotation, cellular component: plasma membrane. Gene Ontology annotation, molecular function: calcium channel activity; calcium, potassium:sodium antiporter activity. Bases 722 to 2548 code for a protein of 608 amino acids. Lineage: Eukaryota; Metazoa; Chordata; Actinopteri; Perciformes; Anarhichadidae.